CGUUAUGAUCUACUUCAGUAGUUAUAGUUUAUUUUUCUUUAAAUAAAAAAAAAAUAUACAGUUAUCAUACUUGCUUUUUGUUGAAUUUUUUGAAAAAAAAGGUCUCGAAAUGUUUUCUAAACGUAUGGUUAUAUCAAUGAUAGUAAUUGGUUGCUUGGUUCAAUUCAUGACUUGUGCACCGGAAAAAAGACAAAUCCAAGCACCCAAUAGCCCAUCAAGAAGACUUCCGGGAAGUAAACCGCCCGCACCAAGCACAACGAAACCCAGUGCGGGUCGUCCAACUGGUUUAUCAAAACCACGUGCAGUACCAACACCAAAGAAUGCGGGACCUACAGACAAGACUCCAACCAGGGAUUUGUCAAAGAAACCGACCGGACUCAAGAAACCUGAAGCUGUUAGUCCAAAUGCAAAUAAUGAUUACAUUGCUGAAAACGAAGGAUCCGAUGAACAACCUGUUAGUGGUUUUAGAAAAUUGUUCAGAAAAUUAAAUGGUAUAAGAAAAUACGCAUGUCCAUUUAGAAUUGCUAGCAAAAUAUAUGGAAAGGGCAAAAGACUUAAAUCUAGGAUGAUGAAAGCAAUCGGAGUAAAAUCAUCGAGAAAUGAUAAUGAAGAUAACUCAGACCCUAAUUAAAAUGAUAUACAAGAAACAGUCAUAACAGUUUUACUGAACACACCUAUAAUAUUGUAUGACAGUUAUUAAAUAAAAAUAUAGUUAAUAAUAUAUCGUGUAUAAAAAGUGUAUUGAUUAAGUUCAUUUUUAAUGUGACAUACAGUGAAACCUCUAUAUAGUGGACAGCCACGGGGAAUUGAAAAAUGUCCACUAUAGGGAGACACGAUAGGGAAUUGGUUAUACACUGUAUAUGAACAUAUACAUUGGAAUAUUAAUUUAUUAUUUAUUAUACUAUAAUAUAAGUAUGUGUAUGUAUAUUGUAUGUAUAAUGUAUGUAUUAAAAAUUAUUAUAAGAAUAUUUAAUGAUUAUGUACAAUUAAAAAAAUCUGUAAUUUUU
Rhopalosiphum padi (bird cherry-oat aphid) is the source of this 1007-nucleotide messenger RNA. RefSeq lists its product as uncharacterized. The record is from RefSeq and is a predicted model, not a curated record. Lineage: Eukaryota; Metazoa; Arthropoda; Insecta; Hemiptera; Aphididae. The coding region runs from base 110 to 631 and encodes 173 amino acids. The transcript is spliced from 4 exons.